AUGCCUGAGCUGCCUGCUUUCCCCCGCAUGUCCUUCCUGUUGCUUUGCAUUCUGGGUAUGACCUUGGUGACAUCUGGCUUCCCUCAGCCUCGACUACCGCUCAGAAGUCCUGAUGAUUCAGAUGAACCUAAACAAGAUGUCUGGGACGUCCUCUUCCCCUCAAUCUCUCUUCGUGAUUGGAGCAUUCAAAUGAUGUCAGCGCCCAGCCUUGCAGCAGCAACCGACAGCAAGGCAGGACUGAUGAGGGAGGCGUGGCUGUUUGCCCCAGAGAGGGCCGAGGCGAGGUAACUGCAUCGUGCGGGAAAAUGCUUAUGGAUUCACACCUAAGGUGUGGAGAGGGCGUGGCCAGCUGAAUGGUCACCUCAGGGUGCUGACAUGGUGAAGAGGAACAUGGUAGUGGCUGAUGACGCGGCCUUCAGAGAGAAGAGUAAACUCCUCACCUCCAUGGAGAGACAGAAGUGGCUCAACUCCUACAUGCAGAAACUACUGGUGGUUAAUUCUUCAUGAUGAUUUCGUUUUUACAGCUAUUUUAUCAUGUAAUCAAACCAUUCUCUGCACCCUGCACUAGCAAAAAGCAUUUUAAAGGGAUAUCCUACUCUGGAGAACAAGAUAGUGUAGUUAUCAAAAGUCAGUAACACCUGCUGUAUUUUUAAUAUCUAGCCUCUCAAAUUUUAAUUUUAAAUUAAUCAAUAAUUUGGUAUUGAACAUUGAAAUGUGUUUGUUGGUCCUGCUGAAAUUAAUUUGGUGAUGGAAAUUAUGUUUUUGACAACUGUAGCAUGUGUUUGACUCUAUAUAGUAGUAUUGGUUUAUUACAGCUGAAUUUAAUAUU
Micropterus dolomieu (smallmouth bass) is the source of this 829-nucleotide messenger RNA. It is a transcript of the gene pth2, whose product is annotated as parathyroid hormone 2. Gene Ontology annotation, biological process: neuropeptide signaling pathway. Gene Ontology annotation, cellular component: extracellular region. The transcript has 3 exons. The record is from RefSeq and is a predicted model, not a curated record. Lineage: Eukaryota; Metazoa; Chordata; Actinopteri; Centrarchiformes; Centrarchidae.